Messenger RNA from Caenorhabditis angaria, 2214 nucleotides. NCBI's taxonomy places the organism in Eukaryota, Metazoa, Nematoda, Chromadorea, Rhabditida, Rhabditidae. The record is from the annotation of a GenBank genome assembly.
AUGUUUGAGUUUAUGGAAAUUUUCGAAAAACUUCGAAUCGAAAACAUUUUAGUCUUUCAAAAUGAUAGUCGAAUUGAGGAAUAUCAUCAGCAAAUUGAUCUACCAACAAAAUAUCAAUUCAAUUAUCGGUGAGCUUUGGGGGAAUUUUUUUAAAGUUUGAGAACAUUUAAUAAAUUUCAGACAAAUAUUGCUCAUGUUAAAUUUGGCCUACGCAAUUCCCUCAUUUUAUAUUUAUUCAAAAUGUCGAAAAUUGCUCAAGAAAAAUUCAAAUAAUCAUUUCAACACUAUUUUCAGCAAUGAUUUCUAUAUUGUGAGUGUUGAAGUUUUGUUGAAAAAAUCCUGAAAUUUAAUUUUGCUCUCUCGCAGAAUGUUGCAUUAUUCAUAAUUGAUAUAAUUUCAACUCGUCUUCCAAUAUCAGGUCUAAUCAAUAAUUAUCCAUCAUUUCUUCCAUCCGGUUAUUUUCUAACUAUUAUUUAUUUCCUUUCUUAUUAUCUUAUUUAUGCUAAUUAUUUUUCAAUCACUCUAAUUUGUCUAAAUCGAAUGACAAGUGUAGUUUUUCCACAUGUUUCAAGUUGGGUGAGUUAUUUUAUUGGAAGUGGAAGGAAAUACGUUUCAAAAUUAAUAGAUAAAAAAUUGAGAUAAAUUUAAUAACCAAUGAAUUUCUCACCAUUCACAAAGCAAACAUCAAGAAUAAUUAAAAUAUGUUUAAUUAUUCAAUUAAAUAGUUUGAUGCGACUGAAUCUAAUUAAUUAAAAAUAAAUAAAGUGCGCAAACUUCUAUGUGAAAAUUUGGAGCUGAUGAACCCGUAUUGAGAGUCGAAUUCGAAAAUUGAAAAUGAAAAACCAUCAAAACUAGAAAUUCUCAAUGGAGCACAUUUGCCAAUGAAAGAUUCAAUUUUCCGGGGUGAAUUUCGGCGGGAAAUUUAAAUUUAAAUGUUGCUAGUAUUCCAGCUCUGGCGUUCAUAUCUCCAUCAUUCAAUCCUUCUAAUCUACAUACUUUCCCUAAUUCCAACUUGGCAUAUGUUAACCUAUAUUCCAAUAUUCAUUCCUUUGGAAAUCAACAAUUCUAGAUAUCAAAUGAUAUAUCAAAUUACAUAUAUUCCAAAUUAUCUUCGAAAUAGUACGGGUCUUGCAGCAUGUUCAUUUUUCUUGGCGCUAAUUUGAAUAUUUUUGAAUUUCGCAACAAUUUUCAAAUUUCGUCAAAAACCAAUGGUAAGAUAAAUGAAUGUGGUGAAACUAAAUCUGAAGGUGGAAAUAUGUAAUUUCAGACUCAAAAACAUCGUGCAAAACGAAUUGAAAUCGUCAUGUUUGCGAUUGCUUUAGUCGCUUGCUCAUCUUUAGUUCUUCAAUGUAUUAUUCAGGUUUGUAAAGAAUGAGCUAUGACGUGCCAAAUGGAGGUCAUCCAGAUUCCCUAGUCAAAAAUGAGCAAUGUAUAUAUCUUGCUCUCAAAAUUGCUUUCAAUAAUCAUCAUGACUAACUAUGUAGAUCUAGAUUAAUAAUUCCAAAAAUUCCCCGGAGAAAGGGUGAAGUUUGAUGUGAUGAUUCCAAAAAAAAAUGUGACUAGACUAUAAUCUUGUGAGAUACUGAUGAUGUGGUAAAAAACGUCAAAAACCAUAUUUUUUGGGAAAAUUUCUCCUCGAAUCCAAUUUUAGGGCAAUCGAACUAUUGGUAAAAGCAGAAAAAUAAAAACAAAAAUACUAUUAAAAAACUAAUUUCCGUCUGAAAUCUAUGCUCUGAUAAAAAAAUGUUUUGUAUUCUGUACUUUUUAUUUUUAUUAUUCUACAUAGAUUUAAAAUGUUACUACAAAAUUGAUAGGCCCAAUAUAUAUUCAUUUUCCAAAUCUAAUUUUGAAAGUGUACGCAAAAAAAUGCGUCGCAGUGUUUACACAAAACAAUCAUCGUGACAAGGUGACAUUUAAAAUUUAAAAAUCACAAAAUUUUCCCGGCUUUUAUCAAAUUUCAUGACUCCGGAAUGGUCCCUUUCACAUUCCUAAGCUUUCAGGAAAACCGGAAUAAUGUUCUAUUCUCUUUCAAUUUUCCAGCUAACAAUAAUGAUAUUCACAAAAAACGAGGUGAUUCGCGACACAGCUCAAGGACUUCGCAAUUUCUGUUUGGAUUUAUCAAUUUGUGCUCCCCCUUGGAUUCUCUAUUUCUCAACAAAUUCUCAUAAACAAACAGGCUCUCUUCAAUCAUCAACUGAAGUAUCAAAAAAGUAA